Molecule: messenger RNA, 1326 nt
Organism: Mucor mucedo
Lineage: Eukaryota; Fungi; Mucoromycota; Mucoromycetes; Mucorales; Mucoraceae
Exons: 4
Coding region: 72-1169 (365 amino acids)
Cellular component (GO): U2-type catalytic step 1 spliceosome; Prp19 complex; U2-type catalytic step 2 spliceosome
Molecular function (GO): pre-mRNA binding; metal ion binding; U6 snRNA binding
Source: RefSeq, a predicted model, not a curated record
UUUUUUGCUGUCCAGUUGAAACAAUUCUUUUCAGAAUUUUCGUAGUUGUUUUCUUUAACUUUCAAACCAAAAUGAAUUUGACAAGACCAGCACGCGUACAAGUCACUCAAGCAGAACUUGAUGAUUAUUUAAAAGACAAAAGACCAGAGGGAGGAACUUAUAAUAUUUGGCAUCAUCGUUAUUCUGGACUUGAAAGGGAUUUCAACAAGCAGAGUGUUCGACCCAAGUUUAAAGUAGACAUUGCAAGAGAUGCCGGGUUAACGAUUGGCUCUAGAAAUAAGAAUGCGUAUUUUUGCCUGUUUUUUGCUAAAGGCAUGUGUUCGCAAGGACCAAAGUGUGCCAUGUGGCAUCGUGUCCCAACCACAGAGGAUAAAUUAGAAACCACCAUCGAUUGUUUUGGACGUGAUAAGUUUACCGAGUUUCGUCAGGAUAUGGGUGGUGUUGGUGGAUUUAUUCGUGAAAACCGAACAUUGUAUGUGGGUCGUAUUGCCAUUUCAUCAGACACAGAAAAUGUUAUUAGACGUCAAUUUGGACAGUUUGGACCCUUAGAAAGAGUUAGAAUUUUGAAAAACCGUGGUGUUGCUUUUGUUACAUAUAAAACCAGAGCCAAUGCUGAAUUUGCAAGAGAAGCCAUGAUGAAUCAAAACCUUGAAAAUAACGAGAUUAUUAACGUUCGAUGGGCCACAGCAGAUCCCAAUGCGAUCGCUAAUCGUUUAGAUGCUGAAGAUGAUCAGUUGGAAGAACAAAGAGUUGCACAAAUUCUUGCCGAAAACGCAGGUACUAACGAAGAUCAAGACGUUGAAUCUGAAUUACCAGCCGAAUUUACCUCAGUCAAACGUGAUAUGGAUGAAAGUGGCUUUAACCAAACAGAAAGACAUCUGAAGAAACAAAAGCCAGAAGAAGUCAAAGCAAUAACUGAAGCACAAGAUGCUUACACACAAGAGGAUUAUGAUAAUUAUUAUCGUCAACAACAACAAUAUAUUGAAUAUCAAGAACAACAACAGAAAGAGAAUGAAAAGGUUGGUGGUAUUAUUCCCAAAAAUAUUUUGGCCAAUUUAAAAACGCUUGCCAAAAAUACAACAACCACACCCGUUAAAACGCCCGAGAAGAAGACUACGAGUGGGUUGGGUAAUUUGGCUGACUAUGGUAGUGACAGUGAGGAAGACUGAUUUUUAUUUUGUUAAAAAUUAAAAACUGUUAAUAAAAAAAAAAACUUAUUCACUCAGCCUUUGUUGAUACUUUCGUAUCGGGCCACUCAACAAUUAUCAGCUUUGCAAAUACAAAUUAUCUGCUCUGAACAAGGAUGGAGAAUCAUCAUUGUGAAUA